Messenger RNA from Hyla sarda, 1002 nucleotides. It is a transcript of the gene LYRM9, whose product is annotated as LYR motif containing 9. The record is from RefSeq and is a predicted model, not a curated record. NCBI's taxonomy places the organism in Eukaryota, Metazoa, Chordata, Amphibia, Anura, Hylidae. The coding region runs from base 381 to 617 and encodes 78 amino acids. The transcript is spliced from 5 exons.
AGUCACCCAGACAUUGUGAAGGGUCACUGGACUGUAUCCCUGUGGCCAUAAGGAAGCGCAGGCCAUUAUAUCACAGUCUUAGUGCUGACCGCCGCCUCCUCUCUGCACCCUGCGACCUUCAUCACGUGACCGAGCCUGCUUUUUAUUUUCUCUUUACUUUGGCCUAGCAUUAGUAUUUUGCAGGGUGAUUCUGUUUUUUGGCGCUUGAAAAGUGCUCAUCAGGAGACUUGUAUAAGCAAUCUCCAGCUGCUUUUCUGCAAUCUCCUACCAGCACCGAUCCUACUUUUGACUUCAUCUGGGCGCUGUAGGUGUUCCUAAGGCCUACUAGCAAAGUAGGAUUAGUCAGCUCAAAUAGGAGCUCCAGGCAUGUUCAUCAGAUAAUGGUUCCUUUACCUGGGGCAGAAUUGAUACAUAAGCCUUUACAGCUGUAUCGGUAUCUUCUUCGUUGUUGCAAGCAACUUCCAAAUGAGAAUCUUCAGCAUCAUUAUAAGCACGCAGUACAGCAGAGCUUCCGGGUUCAUGCUGAUGAGGAUGACCCGGAGAGGAUACAGCAGAUUAUUAAGAGAGCCAUAGAAGAUGCUGAGUGGGUGAUGAAUAAGUAUAAAAAACAAAGCUAACAAAGAACAUGAAGACAUAUAAGACAUCAUCAGAACAGUGUCUCACAGACAAUAUACUACAUGAAUUGACAGCAACCUAAGAAGCUAAAUUCAUCUUAAUAGCAUCUACACCUAAGGGUGGAAUCUCUUCCAAGUCAUGUGCUUUAUUAUGUGCAAGGAAUAUUCAUUCGGUACAGUGUGGAAUGCCAUUUAAACAAGCGCUAUGGUUUAUCUGGAACAAUAUUCACAUAAAAUAUGCAAAGAGAAAUGCCUCAUAUUACAUGUUAUAGUAACUGUUACAGAUGUCAAUAUUAAAAUGUGGGGUUUGUGUCCUCUUUAUGGGAAGAAUUUCAUGAAAGGAAAUCGACUUAAUAAGUUAAUAAUUAAAAAAGCUUGGUUUCUGUAA